Molecule: messenger RNA, 793 nt
Organism: Ambispora leptoticha
Lineage: Eukaryota; Fungi; Glomeromycota; Glomeromycetes; Archaeosporales; Ambisporaceae
Source: the annotation of a GenBank genome assembly
AUGGAAUCGGUCGACUUGUCUACGCAGGAGCUGAACACCCUUUUGAAGAGUAUAGUAGAAGACAAGGACAAUACUGUUUCUAUAGAAUUUAUCAAAUCUGAGAAAUUUGUACAAUUAUUGCGUGCAUUUGGCUAUUCUGGCAAGGAGUCUAUAAAACCUAUUUCUCUCGUAAUCUUAACAAAACUUUGUGAGAAUGCAAAUGUCAAAGAACUAUUCACGCAAAUCUCCUCGAAACUAAUACGUAAAUGGCUAGAAUCAACCGAGCAACAAGACAAAUUAUGCUCAUAUUCUGCAUUAUCUGCUGUUCUCCAAGCAAACAAUGAAAUUGGUGCCUCGAUACUAUCCCAAGAUGGUCUUGUCGAAGAAACAAUGGAUUGUGUAGAAUUUGAAACUGAGCAAGUUCAGAUUGCCAUUGCUGACGUGUUGUCACAUGCAUGUUCGCAAAAGGCUUGUCGUGCGUUGGUGGCUACUCAUUGUCAUGAUUAUCUUUCGACGGUAAUGACGACGAACAAGAAUGAAAAGCUUAAAGCUGCCGCGGCUGUUACUUUAACCAAGAUUCUAUUGGAUGAAAAAACCUCAAAAGCUGUUGAUCAAGUUGCCGGGGAUAGCGUACAACUUACAGAGUUAUUUCAAAAGAUGGUUUUGAACGACGAGUCGGAUAUUUCGGUAAGAUUGAAUGCUGUUGAGGGAUUAACUUAUGCUAGCAUGAAACCCAAGGUUAAAGAGAUGAUCACGUACCAUCCAACCUUGUUGAAAAGACUAUUCACAUUUGUUAAAGAUUCUGAAAAGACAA